This is a messenger RNA of Candida tropicalis MYA-3404, 6855 nucleotides long. It is a transcript of the gene CCH1, whose product is annotated as Cch1p. NCBI's taxonomy places the organism in Eukaryota, Fungi, Ascomycota, Pichiomycetes, Serinales, Debaryomycetaceae. Bases 1 to 6855 code for a protein of 2284 amino acids. Gene Ontology annotation, biological process: calcium ion import across plasma membrane. The record is from RefSeq and is a predicted model, not a curated record. The transcript has a single exon. Gene Ontology annotation, molecular function: calcium ion binding; high voltage-gated calcium channel activity. Gene Ontology annotation, cellular component: membrane; voltage-gated calcium channel complex.
AUGAGUUAUAACAAUAACUAUCAGAAGAAAAAGAGGCCCGGAAUUAUUAUAAACCCACCAACACAGUCAACUUUGGAUGUUGUUGAUCUUGCAGAUGAAGAUGUAUCUUACGAUGAAGACUUUGAUCCCAACAAGACUUAUAUGCCUUCUCCACAAUACUGGCAACGACAAUCAUCCAACAAUAGAAGCAAUGAUAACAACAGUGUUGAAAUUCCAGCAUUUCCACAAGUUAGAGAUAUCCUGCCUGAACGAUUCCUGAUUCAUUCAGAUGAAGGACUAUACAACAACAGAAAUACUAGAAGAGAUAUAUUUAAUGUUCUACAUUUGAGUAGAUCAGCUUCCCCCCUGAGAUCUCCCAGAGAACAAACACCCGUAACACCCAAUAUUGGUCAUGCUUUAGACGAUGAAGAUCUAGAAGAGUUACAAGCAGGUUUACAUUAUGCUUUGGGGACAAAAGAAGAGCAACCAAAUUGGUUUCCUGUAACCACACCCAUAAAAGAGCACAGUAGUGGCUCAAAAGAACAUUUACCAAGCCCAAACACCAGUUUUGUCAAUCACACAAAUAAUAUACCAAUGGAAGACCUUUCAACUAAACGUCCGCAAUUCCGAUCUUUCAAAAGUCAAGAUUCAACAGCUACACGAAACAACCCAUCGUUGGAAAUAAACACAGGGAUAGAAAAUGAAACUACCCUUGAUCCAAAUCUAUUGGAAACAGGAUCACACUUGUCGGUAGGAUCUAGAGAUGGUUCUGCGUCUCCGAGAUUCGCAAGUGCUAUUGCGAGAAUAUCAGACCGUAUUGCAGGAUCAGGGAAUAACCGACGAAAGAAUGACGGUACCGAUAGAUUAGAUGCCACAGAUUCCCAGGCUAGUUUACCGUUACGUACACCAGUGAGUGAACAUUUCACAUUUUUUAGCGAGCCAAACCAAUCUCCCCCAAAGAGUGUCAGAACAGUGCCAGAUGUGAGAAUUACAGAUACGUUUGGACAACAGUCUAUCAACGAUUCAAAGGGAUUAGGUUUAUAUGUUAAUACUACCAAUAGACUGAAUGCUUCCACUGAAGCAGCUGUUGAGUCACAACCUGACGUUUCCUUAUUACAUCAAGCAAAGUCAGCUCUUAAAAAAGAUCGUACAAAUACAGACUUCCAGUAUCAAGAUUUUGACACCAUGCAUCUAUUUGGUAACUCCUUGGGUAUUUUCUCACCAAAGUCCAAAAUCAGACAAGCUUGUUACAAAAUAUUCGAACACAACAUAACAAACGUUGUGUUUCUUGUUAUUUUAUUUUUACAAGUGGCAUUACUAGCCUAUAGACAAUGGAAUCCUGCUGCUCUUGAAGGUUACAUGUAUGAUGGAUACAAUUGGGCAGAUUAUAUUUUAAUUGUCAUCAACAUUAUCUACACAUUUGAGAUUGUGGGUAAGAUAAUUGCUUAUGGAUUUUAUAACGACAGAGUAAUGUAUGAAGAAUUAGGGUUGAAUUAUCCAGAAAAUGGAUUCAAAAACCAAUACUUCAACUUGAAUUACUUCACAAGGAUUUUAAAAAAUUUCCAACAUGGUAAAUUGAAACAUAAGACUAAAGAGCCAGCCAAAUCACAGAGGAAUCAUCGUAUGCAUAAACUGUCUUUAAGUGAAGAUAGCGAUGUUAGAGAAAUAAAUCUCAAUGAAAGUAACGAUAAUUCAUUACUUCAGAACCAGAAUGAAUCUUUUGAUUUGAAAAACAAGUACCAGAUGCACCUGCAUCAUUAUGGGAAGUAUACCCCACUAAGUUCAGAUGAUUCUCAAGAAUCUGACGAUAUAAACACAAAUAUUCCACCUCCUGUUCGUAAGCUUCAAACAAAGAAUACGUUUUUCAAACCAAGUCAGAACACAUUUGAUAUGUUGAAUUUGAAAAGAGCAUUCUUAAGAAGUAGUUGGCAAAGAAUUGAUUUCAUUUCAGCUAUAGCCUUUUGGAUAUCAUUGUUUAUUUCUAUUGAUCAUUAUGAUGCAGAGCAUCAUAUUACAAUUUUCAGAGCCGUUAGUUGUUUUCGUAUAUUGAGACUUGUUAACUUGACCACUGGUACCACCACAAUUUUGAAGGCAUGUAAAAUUGCCAUCCCCCAGUUGAUUGAUGUGUCUAUUUUUAUUACCUGUUUUUGGCUUUUCUUUGGAAUUAUUGGUGUCCAGACUUUCAAGUCAUCGUUAACAAGACACUGUGUUUGGACUAACCCUGAUGAUCCAACUGAAACUUAUAUUAAUGAAGAGCAGUUUUGUGGAUCAUACUUGGGGUUGGAUGGAUCAAAGAUGCCUUAUUUAAUGAGAGAUGGUCUGCUGUCUGACGUUAUAAAAGGGUAUCGAUGUCCCAAAUAUUCGCAAUGUAUCUCAGGGGAAAAUCCAUAUAACGGAACAUUGAGUUUUGACAAUAUCUUACAGUCCUUGGAGAUUGUAUUUGUAAUUAUGAGUGUGAAUACCUUUAGUGACCUUAUGUAUAAUACCAUGGAUACAGAUAAUAUCGCGGCAUGUUUGUUCUUUAUUGGCUGCAUUUUCGUCAUGACAGUUUGGUUGAUUAACGUCUUUAUUGCCAUUAUUGUUGCGUCGUUUAAUAUCACCAGAAUGGAGGUUGCUGAAGAACGUAAGAAAAAGAAGGAAGGAAGAAGAAUCUUCAGAGUUUUUGGAUAUGCAGACGAGGAUUUGUCAAUGCAUGAUGACAGAAUCGAGUUUUUAAAGAAACAGAACGUGUUAUUGAAAUGGUAUUAUAAAUUUGAAUUCAUAUUUAUAAUCCUCAUUAUAGCUGAUUUAUUUGCUCAAUGUUUCCGAAAGCAUGGUAUGGAUGAAUUUCGACGUCACACGUUAUACCGACUUGAAUCAACAUUUACUGGAAUUUUUGUUGCUGAAAUCAUUUUCCGGUUUUUGAUCUACUUCCCACAUUGGAGAAUGUUUUUCAUGUCCAAAAGAAAUUGUUUUGAUUUGUUUUUGGCAGUCAUCACCGGUAUCAUAAUUAUUGGGCCGGUGAAAAAUGCUCUUGGUCAGGCUUAUUACUGGUUAACUGCAUUUCAGUUGUUGAGAGCUUAUAGAGUUGUAUUGGCAACUUCGAUUACUAGAAACUUAUGGCUAAAAAUAAUGGGGAAUUUCAAAGCAUUGUUUGAUUUGACUUUGUUCUUCUUCAUCUUGUUGGCUUUGGUUAGUAUUAUUAUUGCAAGAUAUUUUGAAGCCAAUGUUCCCGAAGAAGAUGUUGAUGAAGUUGAUUAUCCUAUGAAUACUUUACCAGGGGUGUUUAUUGCAUUAUAUGUUAUUACAUCUACCGAGAAUUGGACAUCAGUUCUUUAUGCUAUGCAAAGCUAUGCCAGGACCACAUCUUCAAGAUCUUUUGGAGCGGUUUUCUUAAUCUCAUGGUUUAUUUUGUCUAAUAUGAUUAUUAUGAAUAUUUUCAUUGCUGUUAUUGCAAAAACUUUAGAAGUAUCAGAAGAGGAUAAAAGAAAACAACAGUUAUUACAAUUUAUUGAUACUAUGACCAACAAAUUACAAUACAUUGAAGAAGAAUCAGGCUUACUAGCCAAGAUCAAGAAGAAAAUAUUCAGACGGAAACAUGUUAAGGACGAAUUAGAGCAAGCAGUGGUCAAUUUACUCUUAAGUGGUACCGCCGUUAAUGAUUUCUUGGAUACAGAAAACCAGAAAGAGCACGAUAAUGAUAAUGAUAAUGAUGAGGAUGAGUUGAUAGUAUUGCCAAACUCUACAUGGAAGCGAUGGUUAAACAUUAGCUAUUGGAGAACCCGAAGUUUUUUCAGAAACCCAUUUUAUGGCGAAGGUAGAUCGAAAAGAACGGUUGUAUCAUUAGAAAAUUUUAACCCUGCUAAUUUUGCUAGAAAUAUAAUUAAGGAAAGGAAAAACAUAGUCACCAGACAAAAUGCAUUCUUAGAAUCAAAUCCAAGAUAUAAUUAUGUUUUUUAUGUGAUUGGGCCACAUCAUCCCCUCAGAAGAUUAUGUCAAAAAAUGGUGCAACCAAGUUAUGGUGAAAGAAUUGAUGGUGUUGCACCAUAUAAACCAGUUGCAGAUGCGAUGGUUGUUUUUAUGUUUAUUGCAACAAUCACUUUAGUUGUAAUUGCUUGUUAUAUGACACCGAUAUAUCGAAUGACUGACCGAGGAUUUGAUUGGACAUUUUGGUCGGAAUAUAUUUUUGUGAUAAUUUUCAGUAUUGAAUUUGCCAUUAAAGUUGUUGCUGAUGGGUUUAUAUUCACACCAAAUGCAUACGUUCGUUCGUCAUGGAAUUUAAUUGAUUUAGUGGUGUUGAUUUCAUUAUGGAUUGAAGCGAUUGCCUAUUUGAAGAAUGAUGGGAACUUGUCAAGAAUUGUUAGAGGAUUGAAGGCAUUGAGAGCAUUGAGAUUAUUAACAAUUAGUGAAACUGCUAAAGCCAACUUCCACAAUACAAUGAUUGCCGGGUUUUGGAAAAUUAUCAAUGCCGGGAUAAUCUCCCUUUGUUUGUUGCUUCCUUUUUCCAUUUGGGGAUUGAAUAUUUUCAAUGGUAGACUUGGAUAUUGUAUUGAUGGUGAGUCAGAUAUGAGUUCUUGUUAUAAUGAGUACUCAAAUGAGGUUUUCAACUGGACUGUUCUUAGUCCUAAUGUUUACACAAAUCCUCAAUUGCAUUUCAAUCGUUUUGCCAGUUCCUUUGCCUCUUUGUUUGAAAUUGUUUCCCUUGAAGGUUGGACAGAUAUGUUAUCAAAUGUAAUGGCAAGUACAGGUAUUGGCACACCCAAAGAAACCAACGCAUCUCCAUUUAAUGGGUUCUUUGUUGUCUUGUUCAAUUUUGUUAGUAUUGUUUUUAUUUUGACAUUGUUUGUUUCUGUCAUUAUUAGUAACUAUUCAAUUACCACUGGUAGAGCAUAUAUGACAAAAGAUCAAAUCUCCUGGUACCAAGUGAAAAAGAUUCUUGUCCAAGUUCGUCCAUCUCGAAGAAAGAAGCCAGAAAACCUCAAUUUUUUCAGAAGGUUUUGUUAUAAAAUGACGGUUGAGAAAAAUCCAAUAUGGACAAGGGUAUUAAACAUUGUUUUGUUUUUUCAUGUUUUAGCUUUGCUUAUGGAAAGUUUCCCAUCAUUGGAGGAUGUCAAUACAUUCAGAACAGUUAUUUAUACAAUUGCAUCAAGUAUGUUUUUUGUGAAUUCAACAAUGCUUGCAUUUGGUCAAGGUAUACGAACUUUUCUUCAUUACAAGUGGAACGUAUUCAACUUUGUUGUGGCAUGGGGUGCAUUUGCAACUACAGUUGCUUCUUAUAAUCUGAAUCCAUAUUCUCCAUUUCUCAAUAUUAACAAGUUAUUUUUGGUGUCGAUUUUGUUUUUUGUUAUUCCUAGAAGUAAUCGUUUGAGUCAACUUUUGAGGUUUGCAACAGCUUCAUUACCAUCAUUACUUUCGUUGGUUUUCACCUGGAUAAUUGUGUUUUUAGUGUUUGCUAUUGCCAUGAACCAAAUUUUUGGAUUGACUAGAUUAGGUCCAAAUACCACUGGGAACAUUAAUUUAAGAUCGGUGCCCAAAUCUUUGAUUCUUUUAUUUAGAUGCAGUUUUGGAGAAGGCUGGAAUUAUAUAAUGGAAGAUUUCACUGUUUCUGCACCAUUUUGUACAUCAAAUAACGGUCUUGAUCAUAAUGAUUGUGGUAGUAAACAAUAUGCUUAUAUAUUGUUUAUUGCAUGGAAUAUCAUAUCCAUGUAUAUAUUUUUGAAUAUGUUUGUUUCCUUGGUGGUGGAUAGUUUUGAUUACAUUGGGCAUAAGAAGAGUUAUAGUGAAUUGAUUAAACGUGAAGAGAUUCGAAAAUUUAAAAGAACUUGGCAACAAUUUGAUCCUGAAGGUACCGGCUAUAUUAAACCAAUUGACUUGCCAAAGGUGUUGCAUUCAUUAGAUGGGGCAUUAUCAUUUCAUUUUUAUACUGGAGUGUUGUCCAUUCCGGAAUUGUGCAAAAAAUGGAUUAUUAGAAAUAACCCUAAUGAUCCAUAUGAUAUAACUGUGAAUUAUGAUGCUAUUGAAUAUACUAUUGAACAAAUGGAUAUUCCUAAAAUCAGAGAGAGAAGAAAAGCGUAUGAAAUGUUUAUUGAAGAAGCAUUAUUGACGAUGGAACUAAAUGAUGAUCCAGGUAUUUCAUUUACAAGAAUAUUAUUGCAAUUGCCGUUGUAUACUGCAUUUGAUAUGAGCAAUUGUUUUAAUUUGGUUGAUUAUUUGGAUCGAAGAUUAUUGAUUCAGAAGGUUGUUAAACGAUUAAAUACCAAAAGGGUUUAUGAAACUAUUGCUACAUAUGCAUGUCGUUGGAAGUAUCAGAAAGACCGUAGAUUAGGAAUUUUUGACUCAAAUAUUGCUUUUGAUUCUCAAAUGAAGAGAAAUAGUUAUUUAACAAAUGAUUCAUUGAUAAUCAAUAAGCUGGCCCCAACAAUUUUUGUUAGUGAUCACCAUGAUUACGAAGACAAUAAUUUUGACAAUGAUAGUUUUUACAAACAUAAAGAACUGAUGGAGGAAUAUUAUACUGAUAGAAAUAAUCGAUCUAAAAUGACUAAAAGAGGUGCACAAAAUUCUGAAAAUCUUGAUCCAACAAGUGGAGUUUAUUAUCCAAGUUCACCGGUAACACAAUUAAGUAAUCCUCAUCAUGUCCAACCAAAUAAGCCGAAAUUAUUCAUUGAAAUUCCGUCGCUGAGUUCGAGAAAUCAAAAUGAAUCAUUACCAUAUCCAACAGCUAAUGAUGAAGAAGAAAUUAAAAUCUCCCCAUUUUUAAGUCCUCAAGAAGUUGAUGAAUUACAAAGUAGUAAAAAUGUUUCUUUGGUUGAUAUCAGUGAUAUUGAAGGAAUUUUAGAACAAUCAUCAUGGAAAGAUGCUAUGGGUGAUAUAAGAUCAAAAGAAAAUAAAAAGAAAUAG